ACGUGGGGGUAGACGAGAAGGCGUUCGGAUUGGUUAGAAGGCGUGGCCGAGAGACGCAGCUCUGGAGAAGGGAGCUCGUGUAACUUUAUGUGUUAGUUUUACGCCGGAGCUGAACAGAGCCGGAGAACGUUUCCCCGGAUGGAGCAGCAGCUUAAUGCCCGGGGCUUUAAUAACGGAGACAGAGAGGCUCUCAUGAAUUUACAAAUCCACAGCACCACCGGCACCCGCUAUGAACUUUCCGUACCGGCUGAGGAGACGGUGGACGGACUGAAGCGGCGCAUUUCACAACGGCUGAAGGUGCCCAAGGAGCGGCUCACCUUGCUGCACCGGGAAACGCCGCUGAGUGCUGGAAAACUUCAGGAUUUGGGGCUUUCAGACGGGAGCAGGCUAACACUCCUUCCUACGGUUGAAGCGGGACUCAUGUCCCAGAUGUCUCGCCCGGAGCAGUCUGUGAUGCAAGCCCUGGAGAGUCUGACGGAGUCACAGGUGAAUGACUUCUUGUCUGGACGAUCGCCUCUCACUUUAGCCCUUCGUGUUGGUGAUCACAUGAUGUUUGUACAACUCCAGCUGGCCCCUCAGCAUGCAGGGGGGUCUCACCUUCAGCAUCGUCAUUUAUUCACCAGAGGGACAGAACACAGCUCGGCCCCUCACUUUCGCACCCUGCAUACAAGUACGGCUCCUGCCUUCUCCAGACUGGCAGGUUGUGCACAGGGUUCUUCCCAGCCUUCUGUAUCGGCACCAGCUACAUCCACGCACUGCAAUGCACCCCACACCUCUUCCCUUACCAACAGUAUCUUCCACUCACGUGGAGAGGGUGUGACCGUAUCACCCUGUACAGAGCAGGUACAACGCAGUAGAAAUAGUCAAAGUAGUGAAGGGUCUAAUCCUUCUCCAUCUGGACGACCUCGAAAGCCUGGUGCCGUAAUAGAGAGCUUUGUCAACCAUGCUCCUGGUGUCUUCUCAGGGACCUUUUCCGGCACUUUGCAUCCCCACUGCCAGGACAGUACAGGGCGACCUCGCAGGGACAUUGGUACAAUCUUGCAGAUCCUGAAUGACCUGCUAAGCGCCACCCGCCACUACCAGGGCAUACCACCCUCGCUAACUGCACUCCGUUGCCACUCUCAAUGUGCAUCUGAAACAAAGACCACUAAGGCUACCUCUCCUCCUUCUCCACCACCACCACCACCUCCUCCUCCUCCUCCUCCUUCUACAACCAGUGCCCCACAGCAGACCAGUCGCCCUGCAGAACAUUCCAAGCCCCAAGCUCGCCAGUACAAGCCAAUUGGGGACCCUUUGCGACAAACAGAAAACAGGGCCACUCGCUGUAAAGUGGAACGUUUGCGGUUACUUAUGCAUCAAAAGAAACUGCGGCGAAAGGCACUGAGAGACUCCAGAGCUCCCUAUCCGGGGCUUCCUACUAGAAAGUCUAGUCGGACCAACAGUGACAGCAGCAUGUCCAGUGGAGAAAGCACCUUGGAGAUUGACUUUGAGGACUCCCUAUGGAAGCCAGAUGUCAAGGCUGAGCUGGUGGCAUAAGACCUACCACAGCAUCCUACUUGAUUCUCUCCAAGAGAGAAUUUCACAGGGCACUGUGUGACGACCAGGAGGACCAUAAAACUAGCAUUGGAUAAAAAAAAAAAUUGUGGUUGACUAAAACUCCUCAAGUGGUCAAGCUAACUUAGUUUUUUUUUUUUUUUUUUUUUUUGGACUUGAAUAAUUAAAGAAUUAAAAAAAUAUUUCUGCCUUAAACGCUUAAUUUGGGAGCGCUAAAGGCUUGGAUUGUAUCUGUGUUGUGGAGUGUGAAAGCAAUAAGGCACACUCUCUUGUUUUUGAGGUGGCAUUUAACCUCCUUACUCUUGGACCAGUUAACACAACACAAGAAUGCACAGAAGGGAACAUUCAGGGCCUGGGAAUAUUUCUCAGAACUCGCCUGCUCUGGGACAGAACCUCAGACAUGCUGCUGUUCAGGAUACAUCUGCCUCUUUGGGACUUAGUACUUUGGAAUUACGUGGGAUGGGGAUAACCAGGGACUUGUCUACAAUUCUUCAUCCCGAAUCAUCACCGUUAUUGUCAUAUGUAGCAUCAAUGUAUUAUGCUGUGGGUUUUUUUCCCCUCCUAUGACUGGUUCUGGGUUGGCCUGUUCUGCAUGCUGUGGCCCUCAUCCACCCCACCCUUAAAUAUUCAUGUGGUGGGGACAGUAGCAGGGAGGGAGGCAGCAUUCUUUGCUGUGUCCAAGCUAUCUACAUUUUAUCAUAUUUACCUCACAUGUUGGACUUUUUUUCUAUUAUUUUUAUUGCCUUGUCUCCAGAUCAACCGUUUUAGGACUUCUGUUUUAUCUGAAUGAAACUGGUUGUUUUUUUGUUUUUUUUUAUUAUUAUUUUUUUAUUAAAUGUUCUUGGAGUUGUAUAAAUUCUGUUAUUUGUCGGGGAAAUGAGCUCGGUCAAUUGUAUUGGUACAAUCUCUCUUCCCUUUCUCUGCACUGUUGGGUGUCUCUUCUGUCUUGCAUUCGCUGUGCCUACAGUGACGUACUCUCAGUUCUCUGUGUACGAGGUAUGUUUCCUGGCAGUCUGUGCGUGAGAAUUGUUAGUAUGCUUCCCCCCCCCUCACUUGUGGGUGUUGCAGGAAGAGGUGGUGUGUACUGACAUUCUGCAACACUGACAGAUUAGGCUUGGGCCCCUCUCUUUGACCCUUUUUUUUUUUUUUUUUUUUUCUUGCUUACCCAAUCCUGACAGUGAUUUCGAUAAGAGUUGAGUGGGCUGGUAAUGUCCUUUAACCCAGCCUGAAAGUAGGCAAGGCGUGGGCUUGGUAGAAACCACACUCCUCUUGAUCUACUGCUAGGUUCUUUGUUCUGAUUUACUAAAAUUGGAGUAAAGGGAAAUUAUAAUAAGCCUAGCAAUUGAUUUGCAUGUUUGCUCUCAUUCUUUAACCUGAGUGAGCAUAAGACAUGGAAUAUGAUUGCAAAGGGCAACAGUUCAUUGUAUGUUCUCUUCAGUUUUUAUUAAUCCUUUCUGUGUUUUUAAAUGUGGUAAUUUAAUUUAGCAUAACCCAGUUCCUCCACCUCCGUAUUAAGAUUUUACAAUAUGUGAACUGUCAUGUCAUGUAUUUACCAUAGUGUGUUCCAAGCAGUGACUUAAUCUUGAGUGCAUGAGUCUGUAUAUGAGGAAUGUCCUUUCUUGGAGUAUGGGCUCUUCUGGAGCUUUCAGUGCAAUCAAUAAGCCCUCAUUUUCACAGAAGCUGCAUUAUUUAUUUAAUUUAAUAUAUAUUUUUUUUUUUAUAUGGUUUUUAAGUUCCGGUUUUGUACAUUUGUACAUUUGUACCUCGGGACUGCCCCCUAUAGAUGGGGAUGGAUGUUGUUUAUCUAUCUUGUAGUACUGAGGGAGGAAAUAUGAUGGGGCAUAAAUCCUUAUGCAGCCUAAAAUGGAAAUACACUAACCAGGACAAAUGUAAACUCCAAGUAGACAUUUUCUCCAAAUUAAAGAAAAAUGUAGCUGGACCAAUGUA
Molecule: messenger RNA, 3501 nt
Organism: Rana temporaria (common frog)
Lineage: Eukaryota; Metazoa; Chordata; Amphibia; Anura; Ranidae
Gene: MIDN
Product: midnolin
Exons: 7
Coding region: 139-1536 (465 amino acids)
Cellular component (GO): nucleus
Molecular function (GO): protein binding
Source: RefSeq, a predicted model, not a curated record